CUGCCCUAGGCCCUGGCUAAGGAUAGGGCUGCUUAGUGCCCUGGGGAUCUAACAGUGAGAAGUGCUUUCUGAUUGCAGGCCCCGUAAGUAGCCAGUGACGACCCUCCGGGCCCGUCGUUCCUCACCAUGGCAGAGGACGUCCUCAGUACCACCCUGUCCGUGCCGGGAGCUGCCCUGCCUGUGCCAGGAGUUGCCCUGCCCAUUCCGACCCCGUCCCUGACCUUGGAGCAGAAGGCAGCCUUUGUCUUCGUCUUCUUCCUCUUCAUCUUCCUGGGCCUUUUGAUUGUCCGCUGCUUCCGGAUCCUGCUGGACCCGUACCGGAGCACGUCCUCCUCCACCUGGACGGACUACAUGGAGAAAGACGCGUCCGAUUACCGCCUCCCCUGAGCAUGGGCCUGGGGCUGCAGGGGGCUCUUAGCAAGGGGAGAGGAGGGAUUCUCAUGACCCAGGCAGCCCGGCCUGCAGAGCUUGCCAGGACUCUCGCUUUCAAGACAACAAGCUACCUGCAGAUAGGAACACACCCUGGUGGUGGUUGCCCUGAGGUCAGAGCAAGCCCUUAGGCAUGUGCCACUGGCUGGAAGGAUGCGACUGCGGGCACUGACCAGCGGCCCUCUCAUGCAACCGCCAGUCAAGUCCCACUAGGGAAAAAGGGGAGCUUUGUCCUUCGGUCAGCACAACAGAUGGUGCCUGAACUCUAGCCCUCGCCCGGGUUACACAGGGCACGAUGCUCUCCUUGGCUUCUCCUUCCCCUUGCCGGCUGUGAUGGCACUCGUUCUCGCAGCUCUGAGGUGGAGUGACAGACACAGUCUGUACACCUGUAGAGUCUCGCUGGCCCAUGCAAGGUUAGGGAGGGACCUGAGAACAGCCAACACUCCUGCAUUUAUCAGGGGAUAAAAUCUGGAUGGGGGAGUUGGGCAGUUAGCAAGAAGUCACAGUCAUCCCACAAGGACAUGAGGAGUCAGCCGGUGGUGGUGAACCUAAUCCAAUUAAGUCACGUUCUAUCCUACAACCUGUCUUUGUGCAAGAAUCACACGGAUGCAGAUGAUAAAAUGGGAUAGGAAUCAACCAGUCAACCCAGACAGCUGUUUCCACAUUUGAUUACCCUGGUACCUACUGAGGUCAUCAAGGUCUAGAGAUCUAGGGACUUACAUCUCAUCAUGAGUCUCUGAGCAACUCUGAUAAUAGCUCCCUUCACUGAUGAGCAACACUCGUCUUCACACUGUAACUUGACGAUUAACUCCCAGGUGGUCCACAAAGUACCAUCAAAGGCAACAACUUUUGGAUUUAUGCUGCACAGGCAGGAGCAGACGUGGCUUAGUUUUCCUCUUCCCAGCCACGUUUUUCACUCUUGGGUGGUCACCUUUGCUCUUCCGCCUAUUCACGGUGAAGUGUUGGGGGC
Messenger RNA from Malaclemys terrapin pileata, 1399 nucleotides. RefSeq names its product cortexin-3-like. Lineage: Eukaryota; Metazoa; Chordata; Testudines; Emydidae. The transcript has a single exon. The coding region runs from base 127 to 387 and encodes 86 amino acids. The record is from RefSeq and is a predicted model, not a curated record.